Ambispora gerdemannii is the source of this 993-nucleotide messenger RNA. Lineage: Eukaryota; Fungi; Glomeromycota; Glomeromycetes; Archaeosporales; Ambisporaceae. The record is from the annotation of a GenBank genome assembly.
AUGCCAAUUUCUAUGCAUAGUCAUUCUGGACAAUUUUGUGCACACGCAAAAGGAAAUUUGGAAGAGGUUGUCCAGGAAGCGAUAAAUAAGAAAUUUCUAAUUUAUGGACUAUCGGAACAUUGUCCCAGAUAUCGUGUCAAAGAUUUAUAUCCUGAAGAGUCUCAUCUUCACCCCUCUGAUCUUUACAAAACAUUUAAAGAAUAUGUAAUAGAGGCGCGUCGACUACAAUCAAAAUAUAAUUCAGAAAUAAAAUUAAUUAUAGGACUUGAAUCUGAAGCAAUCACUAUUAAUACUGCUUCUAAUGAAAUUUCGAAACUUGUUCGUGAAUUUCAAUUAGAUUAUGUGGUUGGAUCGGUGCAUCAUGUUUUUGAGGUACCUAUUGAUAUUGAUUCGGAGACUUUUGAGAGAGCGUUAGAAGAAGCUGAAGUGGAAGGCAAGAAAAUAAAUUACAAUAAUGACGGGAAGAGUGAUGAUAAUAAUAUUAAAAAUAGUAGUGAUAGUAGGGAGGAGAUAUUAUUUUCUGCUUAUUUUGACGCACAAUAUAAAAUUCUAUGCGAGAUAAAACCAACCAUCGUGGGUCAUUUUGAUGUGAUUCGGAUAUUUAGACCGACAUGGAAGUUUGGCACGCGAGUGUGGGAAAAAGUUGUACGUAAUGUAGAAUUUGUGGUGUCUUAUGGAGGAUUAUUUGAAUUGAAUUCGUCUGGAUGGAAGAAAGGGUUAACGGACGCAUAUCCUCAACGAGAUAUAUUAGAGUUAAUCAUCAAAAAAGGCGGUAAAUUUACAAUAUCCGAUGACAGUCAUGGACCAACAAGUGUUGGACAAAAUUACGAUAAAUUGUACAAGUAUUUGAAAGAAUUUCAGAUUGAUACGAUUUACUAUUUAGAUCAUGAAUAUGAUAAAGACGGGAAAAAGCUGGUAGUGAAAAAGUCGUUAAAAAACAUCUUGAGUCAUCCUUUUUGGCAGCAGUUUAUUAGUUCCGCAGAUUCUCGGUAA